Messenger RNA from Myiozetetes cayanensis, 3222 nucleotides. RefSeq names its product CDKN2A interacting protein (gene CDKN2AIP). The transcript is spliced from 3 exons. NCBI's taxonomy places the organism in Eukaryota, Metazoa, Chordata, Aves, Passeriformes, Tyrannidae. Gene Ontology annotation, cellular component: nucleolus; nucleoplasm. The coding region runs from base 1 to 2019 and encodes 672 amino acids. The record is from RefSeq and is a predicted model, not a curated record.
AUGGCGGGGAAGGCGGCGGCGGCGGCCGAGCCUCUGGGGCGGACGGCGGAGGAGGCGGCCUGGGCGGAGACGCUGCGCGGGGCCUGCGAGCCCGAGCACCACUGGCGGUACCGCCGGGAGUUCCUGCUGCGCAACGUGGGGGAGCCGCCGGCGGCGGGCAGCGCUCAGCUGCAGCGCCUGGUGUCCCUCUCCAUGGUGUGGGCCAACCACGUCUUCCUGGGAUGCCGGUACCCGCCGCAGGUCAUGGAGAAGGCGCUGGAAAUGGCCGAAGGCAUCCAAGUGACCGGCGCGCCUGUCCGCACCACGAGAGACGAACUGGUUGCCAAGGUGAAGAAAAGAGGCAUAUCAAGUAGCAAUGAAGGGCUAGAGCAUCCCUCGAAGAGGCAAGCUGUUGAGAAAAGCAAAGACUCUAAGGAUGCUGGAAAGGAUGUGAAAAUAAUCAAGGCAGAAGCCCUGAAGGAAACAGAGAGCACAUUGCCAAAAAAGCAGGAAAAAGGUACUAGCAAAGGUCCAGAAAGUUCCCAGUCAACUUGCAGCUCAGAUCAAGAAAUGGUCGUAGCAUCAGACAUAGAAACAGAAGGGAAACCUGCUAGUGCUGAAAAUACUGCUGAGCAAAAGCCAUCUUCAUCUGAAAAAGAGCCAGGAAAGAAGCCUUGCUCAAGCCCGUCUGAAGAAAGCAAGUGUGAAAAUGUGCCAUCGCCUGAAAAGAAAACUACAGUAAGUGUAGCGCCAUUGGCUGCCCAAAGCACCCUGCAGCCAGAGGCGGUGGUGGCAGCAGUGCCACCGGCUGCCAGGAGCACCGCACAGGCAGCAGUGGUGGCAGUGGCAGUGCCAUCAACCUCCAAGAGCACCCCACAGGCAGCAGCAGUACCACUGACUGCCAAGGGCACCCCACAGGCUGCAGCGGUGGCAGCAGCAGUGCCACCAACCACCAAGAGCACCCCACAGGUAGCAGUGGUGGCAGCAGCAGUGCCACCAACUUCUAAGAGUACCCCACAGGCAGCAGUGGUGGCAGCAACAGUGCCACCAGCUUCCAAGAGCACCCCACAGGCAGCGGCGGUGGCAGCGGCCAUGCCACUGACCACCAAGAGCACCCCACAGGUGGCAGCAGUGCCACCAACCACCAAGAGCACCCCCCAGACAAAUACUGCCCUGCUGUCUUCCAAAAACCAAGCGAGUACCCCAGCACCAGUGUCCAAGAGUGCUGGUCAGGUGGGCAGCUCGCUGCUUCUGGCCCCCAAGAGCAGCACUCAGGUGGGCACCUCGCUGCUGCUGGCCCCCAAGGGCCCUGCUAAGGUGGGCUCCUCGCUUCUGGCCUCCAAGAGCAGUGCCGAGGUGGCUGCCUCGUUGCUGGCCGCUCGGAGCGGCGCGCAGCCGGGAUCCUCACUGCUCGCUUCCAAGAGCAGCGCUCAGGUGGCUGCCUCGCUGCUGGCUGCCCGGAGCGGAGCUCAGCAAGGUCCCUCCUCCCGGGGUGGAGCUCAGGCAGGUGCUUCCCUGCUGGCUUCCAAGAGUGGCUCACAGGCAGGUGAAAGCCCUGCUAAGGCUUUGUGCAAACCCUUAACCAGUGAAGAUGCAAAGGAAAGACAGCCUUUUUUUAACAGACUCUACAAAGCUGUAGCCUGGAAACUGGUUGCUGUUGGAGGCUUCAGUCCCAAUGUAAAUCAUGCAGAACUUCUAAACUCAUCUAUUCAGUCCGUAAAAGCUACAUUAGAUGUUGCUUUUGUUCCCCUGAAGGAACUUGCAGACCUGCCUCAAAAUAAAAGCUCUCUAGAAAAUAUAGUUUGUGAACUGAGGUGCAAGUCUGUCUACUUGGGUACUGGCUGUGGUAAAAGUAUGGAAAAUGCCAAAGCAGUGGCUUCAAGAGAAGCUUUGAAAUUAUUCCUCAAGAAGAAAGUUAUUGUGAAGAUAUGUAAAAGAAAAUACAAAGGUAGUGAAAUUGAAGAUUUGGUGCUUCUGGAUGAGGAGUCAAAGCCUUCAAAUUUGCCUCCAGCUUUAAGAAAUCCUCGUGAGAUCUUGUAGGGGAGAAUCACUGUUUCUACUGUGUAUAGUAUUUCAACACAAGGACUGAAGGUUAAUUUUGUACUUUGAAAAUGUAGGCUUCCAGAUAUUUUGUAUUUCUUUCUCAGUUUUGCAAGACAAUGAUAGUUCUUUCACUCAGUAGCAAUUGUAUAAAACUUGUUAGAGAUGACAAGUGUGCAUUUAAAGGUAUUGCCUUAAUAUACAGCACACUAGUGUGCUGUUGUAUUUGCAAAAUAGUCUACCUAACUCUUCUAUUUUUAAUUAAACUAUUAAGGUACAAUUUGCUGUUUAAAACCUGAUGUUUUUGUAAUUCUUACAAUUUGAUGGCAGUGUGCUCAAUUGUCUACCAUGUCUUUUCUAGCCACGUAGAAGUGUGUACAUAGGGACCAUAAUACUUGAAUGAUUGAAGGUUGUUUAAAAGUUUCAAUCAAAAAGUUGAAUCGUCUGUUUCAGGCUUGUUGCUCAUAAUGUUCACUGUUGAUCAUACUAGGAGAGAAAGUAGUUGGUUGACUAUUUUUAUGGGAUGUUUUCAUAACACUUGCAAUAUAAGUGACACCCUGAUCCCAUUUAACAUUAUACUAGCAGGUUAGAGCCACAGUGUCCCACUGAUGACUUAGCAAUUAGUCAAGUCACAGCUAUUUCAGCCACCAAAACUAAGCAGAUUUAAUUUAUAAUGUGAAGUAUCGAUCACAGUUCUGUGUUUUUUUUUUUUUUUCAAAUAAACAUGGAUUUCUAUACUAAGUAUAUUUUGACUGCUACUCAAACAAUAAAACCUCUGGGAUGAGCUUUUAUAGUACUUUGGGUUUGACUGCUAAAUAUUCCAGCCGUUUCAAUAACUUUGCAACACCUUCAGAAAAGCUUUACUUCAGCUUCAGGGUGUAACCCCACAAGGAUGAGUUGGUUUCUUUAGACAUGUAGCUGAAAUACUGUAAAACUGAUAGAGUGGACCUAUAGAAUAUCAAUUUCUACUUUUGUAACGCCAAGAUAAGCAAAAUGAAGAUGCUGCUGUCUGCUGGAGACAGUGAGCGUAUUGUAAAGCAUUCGUGCUAAUUGAGCCCUUCCUUUGCUACAUUUUUACACCCUGUACAGAAUGAUUUGAAGCAAAGAAAGUAGAUUACCUUUUAUUUUCAAUGUUACUGAAAUACCUACACAAACUGCAUGUUUUGGUAUAUUGGAUAAUGAAAUGUAAUUGUAAAAACAUAA